Perca fluviatilis (European perch) is the source of this 1321-nucleotide messenger RNA. It is a transcript of the gene cfap119, whose product is annotated as coiled-coil domain containing 189. The transcript has 10 exons. The coding region runs from base 335 to 1129 and encodes 264 amino acids. NCBI's taxonomy places the organism in Eukaryota, Metazoa, Chordata, Actinopteri, Perciformes, Percidae. The record is from RefSeq and is a predicted model, not a curated record.
AACAUGUUAGGCCUGUUUUAUCAGGGUGUCGUCCGUGGUUCUUCAGUAGCCUACAUGAUUCUGUACAAAGCGCUAAACAACUAUUAUUUAGAUUCCUUGCCUAAAACCAUGGAACUUCCAUAGACAGUUCAUAAGAAGGGAACUUCGGAAAGUUCCUGAACCGGAAAAAGAAAAAAAAAAGGAUGUGGUUGCUAGGAUACAACGACGUAACCAAAACAGGAAAUUAUCCAGCUUCAUUGAAGCCUGUUUCAAUGGUUGUAGUCAAUCUGUCAACUUCUGCGGUUUGCUCAAUUUUUAAUUCGGCUAAAGAAACGAAUAGCUAGGCUACGAAAGAAUGAAUACGAAAACAAAGGUACCACAGGCCCUGAAAGCUAAAGUGAUGCUAUGGACAGAUGUAAGCUACCAUGACAUGGAAGAGAUCGACAAAAUGCAUUCCAUUCCUGAUCUGGAAAGUGCUUUAUGCAGUGCGUUUAAAGUCGACCUACUUGAACCAAAAAGAGGAGUUCUGCUGGAGUUGUAUGUCCAGGCGGUGCUUUUUUGCAGGGAGUGCAACUUCAUAAAGGAACAAACUUCUGUUCUCUUGUCUAUCAUCAAGUCCAUCCAUGAGGCUAACAUAGAAACUCCACUCGACAACAUAGAACAGUGUUUCAAAUACUGCAAGGAUCUACUUCUCUGUCACUCAGUCAGGCGCCCUCCCUUUAGUAUCAACCUCUUCAGCUCUGAGGAGGUGAACUGUAUCUUAAAGUACAUCCAUAACAGCUAUGUGAGACACUACAAACUCUACAAAUAUAUUUUCACCCCACAGGUAAAACUUGAUUUGUCUUUGACUUACUCUGGGAUCUCAGACCAGGAUGAACCUACCAUGGAGGAUUCUUCUGCUCCAGAUUUUGAAAAUGAGAUUAAAAAAGAAACAAAAGCAGCACCAAAGACAGACAGCAAGGCAUCCAUCGAAGAGCCGCAGGGAGCCUCACUCGGUUCAAAAUCAGAACUGAAGGCACUGAUCGAGAAAGAGGUCAGAGAGCAGAUGACGCUUGUGUCUGGACAAUUAGAUCAGCGAAUGAAAGACAUCGCAGAUCAGCACAACAGUGCACAAGAUUCCCCACAGCCCAACCACAAGGCCAAAAAAUAAUGGAUGAGAAAUGUUGGUUUCCAAUGAGCACUCACAAAAUACGACAAUUCAAGCUCAAUGUUAUACAGUUUUAUUGUCAAUGAAACCUUUUUUCUUCAUAUACAGUACAUUUAUAUCUGCAUUUGUACAAUUACUGCAAGGAGGCACUUUCAGGAAAAGUGCUACAUAUUAAACUAAAGAAUGAACUGAGAA